UUCAUUUCAUUUGAAGAAUCAAAUUGAGGAGGAAUCCCUCGAAACUCUCUUCCUUUCUACUUCACCUGUGCUUACAAAACCCAAACCUUCUAUUCUCCCUGCCUUCCGAACCUCAUUUUUCUUUUCUAGUGAUUCAAUGGAAGCAGAAGAAGUGGGCAUGGACGCUGAGGAUAAACUUGCUGGCUUUAUUUUCAUGUGCAAUCAAAUGACGAAACCAGAAUGCUAUAGAUAUCGGGUUUUCGCGCUUCCUGCAGGGAGAAAGCAUGUUGUGGAGAAGAUCAAUCCUGGCAUGCACCUUUUUCUGUUUGACACUGAUGUGAAGCUUCUAUAUGGUAUAUAUUUAGCAACCUCCACCGGUAUGCUAAAUAUACAACCGUAUGCUUUUGGGGGAAGGUUCCCUGCUCAGGUGAGUUUCAAAAUUUACCAAGACUGUUGGCCGAUGCCAGAGAAUCAAUUUAAACAUGCUAUAAAAGAGAAUUAUCAGAAUCACUCUCACAAGUUUAAUCCUGAACUCAAUACUAGACAGGUAAGAAGUCUGUUAGAAAUGUAUCGCGCAUUGGAUAUACCGAAAACUGUACCCAGACAUCCUGGUUUGAAUGAAAUACACUCUGCCUCAAUGUUACAACUUCCACCAAGGAAUGGUCUGUUUCAUCAGACAUCAAGGGCAUCUCUUUCCGGAGAUUCAUAUUUGUCUAGGAUGUUACCUACUCACGCUCCUAAGCUGAUGAGCCAUAGACAUCUAAAUGGACUUGAGGAGCCUACUGGCUGGUCCGGUACGGUUGCCACUCAGUCUGUUCCAUCCCAAGUUUCAAGGAAUCAGAUUCUUGCACUAGCUCAUGCUAAUACUCCAGAGGGAGCUUAUGAAACUAGGACGGUCAGCAGUUAUACUCCAUCACUGCCAUAUCCUCAAUACGCACACAAGAAUUUCCUUAACCCGCAACCUGAGUUUCAUUCAUUCCUCAGAAACGACAGUGGCCAUGUUCAGUCGAUGCAAAAUUCUCAGCGUGCACAGCUUAAUGUUUUACAUUCACAAUAUUCCCAACAUCAUGCUCAAUCCCUGCAACAUUCCCAACAUCAACAUCUUAAUGUCGUCCAUACACAGCCUCAGUUUCAUUCUUCCACAGUGACCGUGGGUAGUAGAAAUAGUCAUGAUCAAUCUCUGCAAUAUUCUCAACAAGCACAUCUUAAUCAUAAUGUCUUACUUCCGCCACCUGAAUUUCACUCUUCUAUGAUGACGAGCAGCAGUCAUACUCAAUCACUGCAAGAUCCUCCUCCACCACCACCACCACCACCACCACCACCUGGUGUUGAGCCCCCAGUGGCGAAUGUGAGCCACAGUCAUGCCCAAAUGCCGUGGGAUCCUCACAGUACUCAUCAGAAUAUCCAAAACCCGCAACCUGACUAUUAUUCCUCUGCAACAAAUGUGAGCAGCAGUUAUGGUCAAUCAUUUCUUGGUCCUCAACACACAUAUCAAAAUCUACAACCUGAUUACGGUUCCUCGGUGAAUAUGAACCAUACCAAUGCCGUGAUGCAAUCACAUGCUACGGCAUCUCCAUAUGUUCCUCAACAUGUUAUAUCCACCACAUAUUCUGUUCAAGGGUCUGGACCCCAGUGGUCAACAAAUUGGAAUGGAAAGUGAGUAGGAUCAGCCAUCUAUGCAGACAGAAUAAGACUCUAAUUCAACAUCAAAGAAUGUUGUCAGCCACACACGUAUUCAGAAAUUCACAUUCUCUGUACUGAACCACAUGUCCAAAUGUUGAGUCUUGGUAAUUCAGUUUGAUAUGUACAUAAACGUGCGGCACAUGAACCUAUUAGUUGAUUCCUGAUGUGGGGUCGAUGAUUUUUGUUUUCUUGCUUGAGAAAUUUGUCGCCAGUUAGAAGGGAUGGUGGCCUUCAAUGUUUGAUUAGAUACACUAGGAAAUCUAUAUUGGAACAAAUUUGCUGUAAAAGUAUAAUUGCUGCAAUUGACUGGUAUCGGUCCCCUUGGACCCCAUAUAUAAGAGAAUUGCUCCUCCCACCCUAAGUGGUAGAGAACCACCCUAUGAAAAUUUAAAAUUGCCUUUCAAAUUUGGGAGUGCAUUUUUGGACGCACUUUAUACAUCACAUCCCUUUGUGAGCUAGUCACUCAUUUUAAAAAAAAUAAAAUAGUUUGGAGAUAUUAUAUACUUCCAGAAUAAAUCUAGAAGUAUAUUU
Messenger RNA from Vicia villosa (hairy vetch), 2193 nucleotides. RefSeq lists its product as uncharacterized. The record is from RefSeq and is a predicted model, not a curated record. The transcript has 5 exons. NCBI's taxonomy places the organism in Eukaryota, Viridiplantae, Streptophyta, Magnoliopsida, Fabales, Fabaceae. The coding region runs from base 137 to 1639 and encodes 500 amino acids.